Molecule: messenger RNA, 554 nt
Organism: Zeugodacus cucurbitae (melon fly)
Lineage: Eukaryota; Metazoa; Arthropoda; Insecta; Diptera; Tephritidae
Product: protein anon-73B1
Exons: 2
Coding region: 124-384 (86 amino acids)
Cellular component (GO): membrane
Source: RefSeq, a predicted model, not a curated record
UGACUGGUUUGCUUAUAAUAGAAGAAAGAAGAAGAAGCAUAGCGUAUACAAAAAAAUAAACAAACUACAAAAUUUGUAAACAUUUCAUUGAAACAAGCAAAUCUGCAUUGAUUAUUUAUCAAAAUGAUCGGUACCUUGUUUGAAAAUGGUUUGAGAUUGGACAAAUACAACAGUGAAGAUCUCUUCAGUGUGCUGCUACGCUACGGAUUAUUUCUAGGCGCAAUAUUUCAACUCAUCUGUAUUGCUUCAUCGAUUUUACUACCGGCCGCUAAUGAAGGCUCCAAUUGCGAAGACGGAAAUGAGGAUUAUAAGUUUAACGGUGAAAUGGGAAAUAUGCGACGAUUGCACAAACUACGCAAACAGGAUAAAAAGAAGCGACGUUAAUACUAACAUAGUGCACACAAAUUUUCAACGUAUUACAUUAACUUAGUAAUUUAGUGAAUCCAAUUAAGAUGUAUUUGCCGAUAGAGUGGCAUGCAAUAUUUACGACUUUCAUUUUAUAUUUUAAAUAGCGCAACAGCUUUAGCUCAAUAAACUAUAUACGCUGUGACACA